AUGGCAUCUAAACCAAUCCACUUGAUCCCAACCAAAGACCUCUACGCCCGCUGGGCGAAAGUCUACGACAGCGAUGGCAAUAUCCUCCACCGACCCGUCACAGAAUCCAUCGAUGACGCUCUCCUUCCCUCUCUGCUCACCCAAGCCUUCAGCCUUGUCCCGUCUUCUUUUUCUUUUCCCCUUACCAUCACGGAGCUGGGCGCUGGUACAGGCAGGAAUACCGUCAAGCUAUUGCAACCGCGUGAGGGAGUUGAGAUCGGGAACGUAAUCGCACUAGAUCUAAGUGCCGAAAUGCUUGCAAUAGCAAAAUCCCGCUGUUCUUCUCUCACCUCCACCUCCACUUUAGCUUCAAGCCCUAAAGUAUAUUUCUACGAAUUCGAUGCUCUCCAACCCUCAUCAUUCCCAGAAGUCCAAGCAUUAGAGGGACAGGCGGGAUUAGUACUUAGCACGCUUGUCCUCGAGCAUCUCCCACUCAAAAUAUUCUUCUCGACGAUUAAGAAGUUACUCAAGGAGGGAGGGGUGCUGGUAAUGACAAACAUGCACGCAGAGAUGGGUCGUCUCUCGCGCGCUGGAUUCACAGAUAUAGAUAUGGAGUCGGGGAAUGUGAAAGUGAAAGUGCAGGGUGAUAGUUUUGUGUAUGAAAUUGAAGAAGUGGUGGAGGCUGGGAGGGAAGAGGGGUUUGAGAUGGUGGGCGAGAUGCUGCAAAGAGGGGUUGCGGAAGGGGAUGUGGGGCUUAUGGUGGGGGAGAGGGGGAUGAAGUGGGUUGGUGUUAAGGUUUGGUUUGGUUGUGUGAUGAGGCUCGGAGGGAGGGGGAAGUGA
Messenger RNA from Lachnellula hyalina, 819 nucleotides. RefSeq names its product putative methyltransferase. NCBI's taxonomy places the organism in Eukaryota, Fungi, Ascomycota, Leotiomycetes, Helotiales, Lachnaceae. Gene Ontology annotation, molecular function: S-adenosylmethionine-dependent methyltransferase activity. The transcript is spliced from 2 exons. The record is from RefSeq and is a predicted model, not a curated record. Bases 1 to 819 code for a protein of 272 amino acids.